Messenger RNA from Durusdinium trenchii, 303 nucleotides. NCBI's taxonomy places the organism in Eukaryota, Dinophyceae, Suessiales, Symbiodiniaceae. The record is from the annotation of a GenBank genome assembly.
AUGAACUUGGCCCAACUCAGUGCCAGCGGCGGCUUCCUGCACUUGAAGCAUGCUCACAAUCGCCUUGAGACUGUGGUGGAGAAGGAAAUUAAGCAGUCGCCUCAGCAGAGAAUGUCAGCGGAGGGCAUGGAUCCAACCAGUAUGGAGGUCCUGGCGAUCAAACACAUGAGCAGAAAACCGCAAGAGAAGUGCGCCGACCGAUCUGGUGCUGUAAUCACUAUGAAAAACAUACAGGUUCGAGGAAGAAGAUCAAGACGUGUGUUGGCAAGGAACUUUGUCUGUCAAAGAGCACAGUUCUUUUGA